AUGCCUGAAGGUGUUAAGCGCGAAUUUCUAGAACUUGAGAAUAAUGAGGAAUCAUUUAUGUCACAUAAAAUCGGAGAGCCAAACAGUGAUUUCUCAAAAAAAUCCACUGAAAUAUCACAAAAUGAUAAAUCCAACGAGAGCAAUAAAAAACCUAAAACUUUUCCUUUGAAUCCUCCUACUUUGUUGGACUCAAAGAUAAACGAGUUCUUACCGAAAAUCGCUGAAGGGAACAAACGGCUUGCUACUAAAGAGCCAACGAGCGUCAAUAUUGAACAUGUCGAGGAUGGUACUGAAAAUGUCAUCGAAUGGGUAUAUAAGCACAGGAUCGGCGUGUUUGAGCAUAAAGAGUCGGAAGGCAUCGUGAUGGGUAAAGGUGGUGGAAAUGAUACAACGCUGAAGAAAGAUUCCAUUGUGAUGCUGGAUUCGCAACCAACCACC
Molecule: messenger RNA, 438 nt
Organism: Acaulospora colombiana
Lineage: Eukaryota; Fungi; Glomeromycota; Glomeromycetes; Diversisporales; Acaulosporaceae
Source: the annotation of a GenBank genome assembly